Molecule: messenger RNA, 1389 nt
Organism: Entrophospora candida
Lineage: Eukaryota; Fungi; Glomeromycota; Glomeromycetes; Entrophosporales; Entrophosporaceae
Source: the annotation of a GenBank genome assembly
AUGAAAGGUCCUAGAUGUUGGACAUAUUUAGGAAUUGCUAUAAGAAUGGCACAGGAAAUAGGAUUACACAGAAUAGACGAAUCGCUUGCAAAUUCAUCACAUUCAAUUGUUGAUGAUGAAAUGGCAUUUAUUAAGAAAGAAACUCGCAGAAGGACGUUUUGGCUUGGUUUUACGCUUGAUAGAUUUUCAGCAUGUGCACUUGGUAGACCUCAUAUGAUUCAAGAAUCUGAUUGUGAUGUUCGAUUACCUUGUAAAGAAGAAAUAUGGAAUUUAGAACAUCCAUUCACCAGUCCAAAAAUUGACGAAUUUCGAAAAGAAUCUAAAGAAAAACAAGGACUCCUGCUUAAACUUGCUAAAUGCGGACUAUGUGCUUGCCUUGUUAGUGUUGCCGCUUUACUUGGGCGUGCUUGUCAAUAUGUCAAUAGAUCAAACUCUAGAAAUAUUUCGCAACCUUGGGAUCCCAAAUCAGAAUAUGUUCAACUUGAAGACGAUAUAAAAUCAUGGCACAGUUCAAUUUCGCCACAUUAUGACUAUUCGUUUGAGAAAUUACAAAAAUAUAUGAGCAAUGGUGCAGGUGUGAGUUUUGCCACAAUGCAUAUAGUAUAUCAUGCAACUGUCGUUGUGCUGAACAGACACAGUUUCUCGAGAUCACAACAAAAUGAUGGAGUUACACCUGAUGUUGAAUUUGUAAAAAAAUCUGAUGCAAAAUGUACAGAAGCUGCACGAUUUGCUUCUGAGAUAGCAAAAGAUAUCAUUAGUAUCGGUUGCUCCAACAUGUUCCCAUUCAGUGUCUAUGGUGUAUUUGCAACCGCAUCUAUUCAUAUCAAUGAUUCAUUUAGUAAUGACAAAGAAUUGGCACAAAAUGCAAAAAAAUAUUUGAAAAUUGACGAACAAUACUUGAGGGAUAUGGAAUCACAUUGGGCAACAGCCGGGAAGUUGGCCACGUUGAUGAAAGAAAUGAUAAUAGCUAAAGAAUCCAAUAAUAAAUCUGAUAUAACGCCAUUUUACAAUUAUAACAACAAUGAAUUCAACGGCAGCUAUGACAACAAUAUCAAUAUCUAUAAUAAUUUUGGAGGGUUAGGAAGUGAUGACAUUGGUAUUAUUAAUAAUAAUAUGGUGCCAAUGAGUGACCAAACGUUUAUUAAUGGUGUUGGUGAAUCUUGGACAAGUCUCCUUCGAUCUCCGUACAUUUUAACACCACGUACACUUCAACGAGGAGGAAUAGAUUAUUUUACUCAAAGUCCAAAUGUUUUUGGAAGUCAAUAUCCUACUAUUACAUACGAAAAUGUUCCGUUGAUUGAUGCUUCGUCAUCAUCAACUACUGGAUUUACACCACCAGAGUUUUCUUCUACCAAUACGAAUACUUCUAGAUUCCCACCACUGAUGUAG